Messenger RNA from Schizophyllum commune H4-8, 1056 nucleotides. Its product is annotated as IF-2B-domain-containing protein. NCBI's taxonomy places the organism in Eukaryota, Fungi, Basidiomycota, Agaricomycetes, Agaricales, Schizophyllaceae. The record is from RefSeq and is a predicted model, not a curated record. The transcript is spliced from 7 exons. The coding region runs from base 1 to 1056 and encodes 351 amino acids.
AUGUCGAUCGCGGCCUCUGGCGCCGCAGACGACGAGACGCCAAAAUACCGCGGCUUGCGCAUAUUCUCUCACUUUGGUCUGCCAAAAGCACCUGGGCACCAGAUCAAGGGCGACAUCCACCCUGCAAUCAUUCGACUUGGGCUGUUGUUCUCCGAGUUCAAGAUCUCUGGCGCGAACGCGAGAUGUAUAGCUACGCUUACGGCCUUCAAGGCGGUCAUCCAGGACUACCAUACGCCUGCUCACAACACCCUAUCCCGCCACCUCAUGACCCACCUUUCGCCUCAAAUCACCCACCUCGUCUCUGCAAGGCCCAUGAGCGUCACUAUGGGCAACGCGAUUCGCCAGCUCAAGCUCGAGAUCAGCGGCUCCGACAUCGACUUGCCCGAGCAGGAUGCCAAAGACGCAUUAUGCGCAAGAAUCGACGACUACAUUCGUGAACGCAUCAUCACCGCGGACGAGGUCAUUGAGGAUAUUGCGGGCAAGAAAAUCAAGGACGGCGACGUUAUUCUAGUCUACGCAAGAUCAUCUGUCGUCGAGAAGGUCCUUUUGCAUGCGCACGAAGAGGGCAAGAAACUCUCGGUCGUCGUUGUUGACUCGCGUCCUCUGCUCGAAGGAAAAUUCCUUCUCCGCACGCUCACCGCGGCAGGGAUACAGUGCACCUACACACUCCUUCCCGCACUACCUUCCGUGCUUACCGAGGCAUCAAUGGUCCUCCUCGGUGCCCACUCCCUGCACUCGAACGGAGCUGUGUACUCACGGGCAGGCACCGCUAUGGUUGCCAUGCUGGCGAAGCAGUACGGCAUCCCCGUCGUCGUCUGUUGCGAGACGUACAAGUUCAGUGAGGGCCUGAUGCUCGAUGGCUUCGGCAAGAAUGAGCUGGCUCCGCCCAAAUUCUCCCAAUCCGCCACCGGCACAACCGCGACCCUUGAGGUCCUCGAGCCGCUGUAUGACCUCACGCCACCGACCUGUGUGACGGCGGUAGUAACGGAGGUCGGGCUUAUCCCGCCAAGCAGUAUCAGCUCGAUCCCACUCGCGAUGGGGCGAUCGACGCUCUGA